This is a messenger RNA of Lingula anatina, 3464 nucleotides long. RefSeq lists its product as uncharacterized. The record is from RefSeq and is a predicted model, not a curated record. Lineage: Eukaryota; Metazoa; Brachiopoda; Lingulata; Lingulida; Lingulidae.
GACACCUUCAGGGAGUGGGUAAAACAAAAGUGCAAGUCGUGAAUCAGCAUUCCAGUCGCCAGCAAGAGGGCUACAAUUCCUGCAUGAAGACAAUUGUGGAGAGUCAUACCAUGUAGUGCUCUGCUGUGACAUGUGAUAAUGGCAUGUUUGCAAUUCUGAGGAGAUCUGUCUGACUGCAGAAGAGUAAUGCCUAUCAGAGUGUGCAAUCUCACAGAUGGAGAAAGUAUCUCUUAUGCUCUACCUCUUCUUAUCGGAGAAGUACAACAAGAACAACCUCACAUAGCCGACACGUCAAUCGAUGUGUGGAAUGAAACUACACAGGGUAAAGUUAUCUCCUGGCCAGUUUUGGGGGGUCAGUUCAAAGCCUUGGUCCAGUUACAAGAGGGAAUCAAUAAAAUUAAAUUCAAGUCAUGCACCAACCAAGAUACCUUAAGUUAUACUCUCAUCUACAAGUGCCCAAACUUUGCAAAGUUUGUUCGGCCAAUUUAUAUCAGGUGCUGUGACGACAAUGGCUGCUUCCAAGGUCCACAGGGAGAAGACAACUCACCAGAGAGUGCUCAAAAACGCAUCAUACUUGGUGCCCAACUCAUUCAGACUUUCACUGCUGAAAAACUAUAUGAACACAGCCUAGGCCGAAGAACAUUCCAACUAGAAACUGAUUCCAAGGGUCAGGUAGUCUGCCAUGUUGUCACCACCAGUUUGACUCUCCGAGAGGCUCAGAGCAAGGAGGGAGGAGAGCUGUGGCAGCACUUUGCCAAGGAGCUCAUGACGACAGACUUCCCUAAUAAAGAGAACUGUAAGUGGUAUGCCUUCAUGUCCUUCACCAGGUACAACCCUCCACGAGAUGGAUCCAUUCCAAAGACGCAUGCUGAAGUUCUAGAGCACACAAGAGGUCACUGUGCACUAGGUGGGGGUGGCUUGGCUUUAUUUGGGACAGGCAAUUUGCACACCUGGGCAGAGAGUUUGGAUCAAGUUGUAAGUCAUUUUACAGACUCCAGGAAAAUUGACAGGACACUUCUGAUGGAUGACAGUGCAUACAGGGGAUUCUACUGGGCAAAUUAUGCCACUGGACUUGGGGCUUCCUUGCAUGAAUUAGGACACACAUUUGAUCUAGCCCACACCAAUACUGGAAUAAUGGGACGAGGCUUUGAUGAUCUAAAUAAGGUUUUUACUCUAAGAGGAGCCAGACCAGUCCCUCAAAUUACAUUCGGUGAUAACAAACAUGCACAAACAAUAUUUGAAACACAGGCUACAGCAUCAAAACCAAAAGAGUCCCCCUCCGUGGUGCAUAUAGAGGCACAGUUUAGACCACUUCAUGUUACUCAGGUUGUUAAGAUACAAAAUUAUGAUGGCACUGUAAAUUCUCAGGUUGUUGCUGACCAGUCUGCGGCUUUACAUAAUACUCAGAAAGACCUGAGGGCCACAAUCAAACAGCUGCAGCUCAGUAGGGAGAAUAGUAUAGCUAGUAAAUCAUCAGGGACGGGUUCAAACAGCAGCUCAACAGUGACUACUCCAACAGCUGCUCAUCCUGCACAGCUUCCAUCAUCAAACACAGGGUCAGGGAACUCCGUGCCUCACGAGCAACCUUUAAUCAAAUUUGCAGAUGAUGGAGCCCACUGGUUUAGGUCCUCUGCUGUACUGCUUCGUUAUCACAGGUGGCUGAACCAUACCAGUCCCAAUGACCUAGUAGCAGCACCUGUGUUUAUGGAUGGCACAUUGAAAGCAGAACCAGGGUUUCGUCUCAUUGAACUACGUAGUGUCCCUGAUGGUGUGGUCUUUCACCACUGGGAGUUUCUGAGUGAAACACCACCCAAAGAGUUCAAACUGCACAAGGACGAGCUUGAAAUGUUGCACAAAGAAGGGGAAGAAGUGACAGUAGUUGCCGAAGACAGCUGUGGUAAUAUUUUAAAGAAAAAGUUUGCCAUUAGUGAACUACCUGCCUGAAUGUUAGACAGAAGAUUGAUUGUCUACUCCGUGAACAGUUAGAUAAGUGUUUUCUGUAUAGAUAAAUUCUGGCAACUCUUUUUUUUUUGCGUGAAGUUUUAAAUAGUUAUGUUUUAUGUAGAAAGACAUCUGUCAGUUUUACAGUCUGUUGGUGUGAGUUUUGUACAUGGAACUUGGCUUUAAUGGCAAGUGUUUAACAAGAAAAAAGUGCCAUUAAGAGAAACAUCUUUUGUCUCACAAAGAAUAAAGGUACUGGUACAUUUAGACAGUUCUUGCAGAUAUACAGUGUAAAGUUUAAUGUCUAUUUUUACAAGCAUGUUUUAUGCUGUCAUGGAUUAAAUUUUCUUUUACUCCAUUUAUUAUUCCCAUAUUCAGAAAUUAUAUAUUCUACUGUUAAAGAUGGCCUUGCUCUUUUUUAUAAUGGCAAGAGUCAAAAACACAUAACUAGAUUAUAAGAAAUGAUUAGUAAUGUCUCUUUACCAACUAUAACUUGUGGUGAAAGUUUAUCUACCCAUGCAAGUCAUUCUUAACAGAUUUUAUUUAAAUCUUCUAGUAAGUGAUUUUAAUUGUGAAUAAUGAAUAUGGUAAUUAUUAAGUCUUUUUGAGAAUCAGCUUAUCAAUAUUUCAAUUUUCUGGGUUUCAGAGAUUUUACUACUGAGAUUACAAGAUGCUAUUAAUUUAACCCAAGCUUUAAGUGUAUAACAAAGUAACUUGAUGAAAAUUAUGUAAAGAUAAUCAUUCGUGCCCUUACUAAUGCCUGGUAAUUUAAUUCUCCCACAAGUGCCACAGUUACUUCAGGAAACCUUAUAGUUGAUAGAACAUGUUGAAGAAAAGUUGGUAUGUGUGAUACACUAACAAUUAUGAAAGAUUGCUACCCUCUACCAGGGCCGCAGAUUGAUUUAUUCACAAGUUAUUCACAGGUAUGUCUUUAGAUAAACAGACAAUCAGUUGGUUCUCUGUGAAAUGUGGAAACUGUGUCUAUAAUAUCUGCCACCCUGGUGGAGGGUAAAAGAUUUCAAGAAUUGUGUAAUUUUAGUCCUGCAGCUGUAUCGUAUAUUGAACAUCCUAAAGCAUGUCACACUCCUUUAUUGAUUUUAAAGAUAGAGGAUUUAUUUUAAGAAAUGUUUAUUAUUAUUGUGUACCUGUCCCUUGAAAUUGUUUUAUAUCAUUUUAUUACUUUAAAGAUAUUGACUUAAGGAUUUUAUCUCUGAACCAAAAUAUUAUUUGGCAAAAACACAAAUAGUGAUAAUAAAUAAAAGGUUUUAUUUUUCUUAUCCAUGUUAUUAGAUAAAGGGUUUGUAUAAACUAACAUAAAUAUUAAAAAACUGUUAUUCUAACAUUAACUUUGGUUCAAUCUUGAACUGGAGGACAUUCGUUAGUUUGCCUCGACAAGUAAAAGAAUGGGUAGAACAUUUUAACCAGAUUUUAAAGGAUGGAUGUAUUUUGCUCCAUAACAUUCUCGGUUAAAAAUUAAUUGUACAGAAUAGUUUAUUGUUGAAAUAGAAUGUUUUAUACAAGUG